UAUUACCGGGCGUUAUCGAUAUUCAGCUUAUCGCGGAUGAUUAAGUUUAAAUAAACAUCAGAUACCACUUCAACAGUACUUAUCGAAGCAAGAAUGUCUCUAGACGUCAAUAUUAGUGAACCUGAGGAAUUCAAUUGCCAAGAACUACACACUUCUAUUGAAAAAGCCGCUCAUAUUAAAGGAAUAAAUGAUUUUAAAUAUCACGUAGAUACUAUUAGUGGUAAAGGAGAUAAUUACAUUGCAAAUCUAUUUAGAGUAAUCAUCAAAGAUACUGAAGAUGAAACUAACAGUGUUAAUGUUAUUGUAAAAACUCUUAUAAAUACAGCGAGACAAGAAACAUUUAGUGAAUUGCACAAACGAGAAGUCAAAGUUUAUAAGAAAGUGUUACCAUUGUUCAAACGAAUACAAGAGGUCAUUAACGAUGAUGAUAGAGUGAUAUUUCCAGAUUGUUUAUUAUCAAGUAUUGAAGAUGAACAGGAAAUUUUGAUACUCGAAGAUAUGCAAGAUAAAGGUUUUGUAAUGAGUGAUAAGGUGGCUAAAUUUGAAUCGUUGACUUUUGAUGAAAUCAAAUCAAUAUUAAAGGAGUUAGCAAAGUUUCAUGCUAUCUCUUUGAUUUGUGAGAAACAAGAGCCAGAAGAAUUUCAAAAGUUACAGAAAAAGUUUAAAGAUUUAAUGUUCGAUAACAGAUUUCUGAACAAAAGUAACUUACGAAAGUAUUUUGUGGAUUCUUUUCAGAUGUCAUUAAAAGUUGUAGAGGAUAUCGAACUUAAGAAAUCAUUAGAACAAAUAGGAACGAGACUAAUAGAAUUGUUAGGACUGUAUACAACGCCAAAGAAAUUUAACGUUUUGUGCCAUGGGGACUGCUGGGUCAAUAAUGUGUUGUUUAAAAAAAUGGAAAACGGAAAUCGGCUAUGCUUCCUAGACUUCCAGGCGUUACGAUAUGCUAAUCCAGCGACCGACGUCCUACAUUUCCUGUUCCUAUGCACCAACUCCAACUUCCGAUCCCAACAUUUAGAAAACCUCUUAGACGCAUAUUACGAAAGUUUCCAAGCAUUCUCCAAUUUAUUCAACGUGGAUGCAAGUUUAAUUUAUCAGAAGGAGGAUUUUUACAGGGAUGUAAGGGAAACUUUGCCUUUCGGUUUCUUGAUAGCUUUCAUAGAGUUGAGGAUAGUCACAUGUACAGUGGAGGAUAUUGAUUUUUUGAGAGGUUCUAGUCUUUCGUUGAAUACUUUGGAGCCACCGAAUGGCAAUGAGCUGUUUAAAAUUAGAAUUAAUGAUGUGGUGAGAGAAGCCUCGAAUAACGGUGCUAUAAAUAAAUUGAUUGAUGAAAUGAAUAGGUUUAGUUAUUAAUAUGCGUGUUGAAGCUAUUUGCUAAUUAUUUCUAAAAA
Cydia fagiglandana is the source of this 1388-nucleotide messenger RNA. RefSeq lists its product as uncharacterized. The record is from RefSeq and is a predicted model, not a curated record. NCBI's taxonomy places the organism in Eukaryota, Metazoa, Arthropoda, Insecta, Lepidoptera, Tortricidae. The coding region runs from base 94 to 1350 and encodes 418 amino acids. The transcript has 3 exons.